AAUUUUUAUAAACUCCAACAACUUGAAAAGAGCUGAGCAGCGUCACCAAAAGAUCUGCAACUCUCUCUCUAAGAUGAAGACACUCAGCGUUGCAGUUGCAGUGGCCGCUGCGCUCGCCUUCAGUUGCAUUCAGGAGAGCUCUGCUGCCCCGUUAACUGGAAUGCAAGAGCAGGAAGAGGCGAUGAGCAACGACGAUCCGGUCGCUGAACGUCAAGAGGUGUCGGUGGAUUCAUCGAAGAUGGCAAAUAACAGGCCGAAGCGUGAGAGUCCCUGCUGCGAUUGCCCGUACUUCUACUGUGAAGCAUGCUGCAUGAUCACAAUGUUACGGGAUAUUGUGGAGUCUAUCUCUGGCUCUGAACCAGAACCAGAACCAGACUGCAGUUGACAGGUCAGAGUUCAGCAUGUGUUACACAGACGAUGGAGGAAGUGGACGUGUGAGGGAUUUUUGGACUCUGGACACUGCAGACGGUGCACGAACACACCAGACGCUGCCUGAUUGCAGUAUAUCUACCUUUUACUGUCUUCUUUCUUUCUUUCUUUCUUUCUUUCUUUCUUUCUUUCUUUCUUUCUUUCUUUUCUCCUUUCUUUCCUUCUUGCUUUCCUGCAGACUCUUCAGUGAGGAGAUUUGUUUCUCAUUCAAACAUCCUUUUGAAGCCAAAAGGCCUGAAAAUAUUACUUAAACCCACCUGAGCAGCUGUCAUCUAUGUGUGUGUGUGUGUGUGUGUGUGUGUGUGUGUGUGUGUGUGUGUGUGUGUGUGUGUGUGUGUGUGUGUCUGUGUGUGUGUGUGUGUGUGUGUGUGUGUGUGUGUGUGUGAGUUUGUGCGGCGGAGAAGAAAACAAACCUCUUUCAUCUUCUAAAGUGGUUCCUGUUGCUUAAUUAGAUGGUGGUGCUUCAGAGUCCAUGAGAACACACACACACGCACGCACACACACACACACACACACACACACACACACACACACACACACACACACACACACACACACACACACACACACACACACAGCUGCUCAGGUUUUUCAGAGUCUGUGGGGGUUUUUGUCUGGGAUUUUUGAUGCUCUGAACUUUAACUUGUAUUAAAUAAUCCUCCCUUGUUCACACACA
Scomber scombrus (Atlantic mackerel) is the source of this 1105-nucleotide messenger RNA. Its product is annotated as hepcidin-like. Bases 74 to 385 code for a protein of 103 amino acids. The transcript is spliced from 4 exons. NCBI's taxonomy places the organism in Eukaryota, Metazoa, Chordata, Actinopteri, Scombriformes, Scombridae. The record is from RefSeq and is a predicted model, not a curated record.